AUGUCUUUUCGGCUGUUGUGGAUUUUUUCAAUAAUAAAUACUGUAUGGACGUUUUAUUUGCCGGGUUUAGCACCGGUUAAUUACUGUAAAAUUGGUGAAGGAUCUGAGCUUUGCAAAUCUGAUAUUAAAUUAUAUGUCAAUCGAUUAAAUACAGAAGAGUCGGUUAUACCUUAUGAAUAUUCGUUCUUCGACUUUUGUGUGAGCGACGAUACACAGUCUCCGGUUGAAAACUUGGGUCAGGUUGUGUUUGGCGAAAGAAUAAGGCCAUCGGAUUAUGAACUGACGUUUAUGAAAAAUGUCACCUGUCAAAAAGUUUAAAAAAAACAAUAUUGCAGCACCGGGUUCCCAAUGGGAUGUUUCUUGCAUGAAGCUAGAUCCUCUCAGGAAGGUUGCAAUCCAAACUCAAUGUACGACAAGGCAAAUACUCUCUACUUAUACAACCACGUGGACUUGGAAAUAACGUACCACAGUGGAGAAAAAGAAGACUGGGGAGCUGGAUUCCGGGAUAAUGGAGGUCGUAUUAUCGCCGUGAAGGUGACACCUCGUAGUAUCAAGCAUCCAGCAAAUGGACAAGACUGCACUUCAAAGUACCCGCUGGACAUUCCGGCGGAAAAAUUGGGCAAAGACCAAAAGCUAUCAAUCACCUACACCUACUCCGUGAACUAUGUUAAGAACAACACUAUAAAGUGGUCGUCUCGGUGGGACUACAUUCUCGAGUCAAUGCCGCACACAAAUAUCCAGUGGUUCAGUAUUCUCAACUCCCUGGUUAUCGUUUUGUUCUUAUCUGGAAUGGUCGCGAUGAUUAUGCUAAGAACUUUACACAAAGACAUUGCGCGUUACAAUCAGGCUUAUUUUCAGAUUGAGUCUGGUGAAGACGCGCAAGAAGAGUUUGGCUGGAAGCUGGUUCACGGUGAUGUAUUUAGACCACCAAGAAAAGGAAUGUUGCUUGCUGUUUUUCUUGGCUCAGGUGUUCAAGUAUUUUUCAUGACUCUUGUAACUCUAGCAUUCGCGUGUCUCGGUUUUCUUUCACCGGCAAACCGUGGAGCGUUGAUGACCUGUGCCAUGGUGCUGUAUGUUUGCCUUGGUACACCGGCUGGUUACGUCUCUGCAAGGAUCUACAAGAGUUUCGGUGGUGAGAAAUGGAAGACCAAUGUUUUGCUGACAGCGAUGCUCAGUCCCGGAAUCAUCUUCAGUUUGUUCUUUAUAAUGAAUUUGAUCUUCUGGGCAAAAGGAAGCUCGGCAGCAGUGCCGUUCAGUACACUUGUUGCUCUUCUGGCUCUGUGGUUUGGAGUUUCGGUACCUCUGACAUUUGUUGGUGCCUAUUUUGGAUUCAGAAAACGAUCAUUAGAACACCCGGUGAGGACAAAUCAAAUUCCGCGUCAAAUUCCCGAGCAAAGUUUCUACACACAGGCGAUACCUGGAGUUAUUAUGGGUGGUGUUCUACCAUUUGGCUGCAUAUUUAUCCAAUUAUUCUUUAUUCUCAAUUCUAUAUGGUCAAGUCAAAUGUACUAUAUGUUUGGAUUUCUAUUUUUGGUUUUCUUGAUACUCAUUAUAACGUGCUCAGAAACUACGAUACUUCUCUGUUAUUUCCAUUUAUGUGCAGAGGAUUACCAUUGGUGGUGGAGAAGCUUUUUAACAUCAGGAUUUACAGCAGUCUAUUUAUUAAUUUAUUGUAUUCACUUCUUUGUAAAAAAAUUAAAUAUCGAAGAUGGAACUUCAACAUUUUUAUACUUUGGAUACACUCUAAUAAUGGUAUUUUUGUUCUUCCUUUUGACGGGUUCAAUCGGAUUUCUCGCGUGUUUCUGGUUUGUAAGAAAAAUUUACAGUGUAGUUAAGGUCGAUUGA
This is a messenger RNA of Cotesia congregata, 1845 nucleotides long. The record is from the annotation of a GenBank genome assembly. Lineage: Eukaryota; Metazoa; Arthropoda; Insecta; Hymenoptera; Braconidae.